GUUAGGUUUUAUCGGGUUCAAGCCCAAUUCUCUCUUUCUCUCUCUUCUACCGAAACCCUAGAUCUGGUUCGCCGGCGGAGGCCCAAAAACGCCGUUGACCCAGAUUCCGAUUUACUCAAACCGGAGCUUUUCACGAUCUGGGUUUUGCUCAAUUUCGAGGUUUUGGUAUUUGGGUAGAUAUUUGAGAGUGUAUUGCUGCUCUUAGGAUGGCAACCCCAGAAACACCUGUUACUCCGGCAACUCCCACCGAAAACCAUGAGAUGGUCCAUGAACAUGAGAUGAUACCUGAUCAUGAGAUGGGCCAUGAACAUGAUAUGAGCCAUGAACUUGAUAUGGGCCAUGAACAUGAGAUGGGCCAUGAACAUGAGAUGAUGAAUGAACAUGAGAUGAUGCAGGAACAUGAGAUGGUUGAACACGAGAUAGUGCUUGGCAAUGAGAUGGUCCCGGGCAAUGGAAUGGUUCAGGACUAUGAGAUGAUUCCAGGAAAUGAGAUGGUUCUUGCAGAGCCACAACCCAACAAUGUUGAAACACCAGAAACUCAACCUGGUAAGCAUAGGAAAAAGAAAUCGAUAGUUUGGGAGCACUUCACCAUUGAAAAUGUUGCUGUUGGGACUAGAAGGGCACAAUGUAAGAAGUGCAAGCAAUCGUUUGCAUAUAGUACAGGGUCAAAAGUAGCAGGAACUAGUCAUCUGAAGCGCCAUAUUGCCAAAGGAUCAUGUCCAGUAGUCCUGCGUAAUCAGCAGAAUGAUCAAUUGACCCCAUAUAGUGCUCCUCCUAAGAUGACUGGAUAUGGGGGUAGUAAUGGUGCACCUAAAAGACGUUAUCGAACUGCUUCUACUCCUUACGUUGCUUUUGAUCCAGACCGGUGCCGCCAGGAAAUCUCUAAGAUGAUUAUCAUGCAUGACUAUCCCCUUCACAUGGUUGAGCAUCCAGGCUUUCUUACUUUUGUUCAGAAUCUUCAGCCUCGUUUUGAUAUGGUGAGUUUCAACACUGUGCAAGGAGAUUGUGUGGCUACUUACCUUAGAGAAAAGCAAGCCAUCCAGAAGGUGAUUGAGGGAGUGCCUGGGUGGAUCUGCUUAACACUAGAUAUGUGGUCCUCCCACCACACUGUGGGCUAUGUAUUCAUAACUGGGCAGUAUGUUGACAGUGAGUGGAAAAUUCAUAGGAAAAUACUCAAUGUCAUCAUGGAACCAUAUCCAGAUUCUGAGAUGGCUUUCAGCCAUGCUGUUGCGGCUUGCCUUUCUGACUGGAGUAUGGAGGGGAAGUUAUUUUCUGUCACUAUUAAUCAACCACUGGGUGAUGCUGCUAUUGAUAAUCUUAGAGCUUUACUCUCUGUGAAGAACCCACUUGUGCUUAACGGUCAAUUAUUGGUUGGAAAUUGUCUUGCUCGAACUUUAAGCAGCAUUGCCCAAGAUGCGUUUAAAGCUGUGCAAGGAACUGUCAAAAAAGUUAGAGAUAGUGUCAAGUAUGUGAAAACAUCGGAAUCUCAUGAGGAAAAGUUUAUUGAGCUCAAACAGCAGCUUCAGGUGCCUAGCACAAAGAUGCUGACCCUUGAUGACCGAACUCAAUGGAACACAACAUAUGAGAUGUUGUUGGCUGCAACGGAGUUGAAGGAAGUAUUUUCAUGCUUGGAUGCAUUAGAUCCUGAUUUCAAAGAUGCCCCAUCAUUGGAAGACUGGAAGCAAGUUGAGACUCUGUGCACUUACUUGAAAAUCUUCUUUGACACUGCCAAUCUCCUGACUGCACCAACAAUUCCAACAACCAACACAUUCUUCCAUGAAGCGUGGAAGAUUCAAUUGGAAUUGGCUCGUGCUGCAGCAAGUGAAGACCCAUUCACCAGCAGACUUACCAAAAUGAUGCAAGAGAUGUUCGAUAAUUAUUGGAAGAGCUGUUGCAUAAUGUUGGCUAUUGCCGUAGUAAUGGAUCCACGCUUCAAAAUGAAACUUGUUGAGUUCAGUUUUUCCAAAAUAUAUGGGGAAGAAGCAGCCGCCUUCGUGAAGACUGUUGAGGAGGGAAUCCAUGAGCUCUUCAAUGAAUAUGUGUCUCUUCCUCUACCUCUAACACCAACUUAUGUUGAAGAAGUAAAUGGCAGUGCUAUGAGGCAGGAGGAUGGCCAAGGCUUCGAUGCCUCUUGUAAUGGGCUUGGACUUACUGAUUUUGACGUCUACAUUAUGGAGACUUCGAGCCAGCAGUCAAGGUCAGAACUUGAUCAAUAUCUGGAAGAGUCCUUGCUGCCUCGUGUUCACGAGUUUGAUGUGGUGGGUUGGUGGAAGCUUAACAGAAUGAAGUACCCAACUUUGUCAAAAAUGGCUCGUGAUAUCUUGUCAGUUCCUGUUUCAACAGUAACUGCUGAUUCUAUAUUUAGCACGGUUAGCAAAGAGAUGGAUCAUUACAGAUGUUCCUUGCGACCUGAGACCGUGGAGGCCCUCAUCUGUGCCAAGGACUGGCUUCAGAAUGCAUCUAUAGACACUUCACCUGUACCAAUAAAAAUGGAAGUUCCGAUUUAGGUCUCGGUUAUGUGAAAUACUCGUCUAGAAUAGCUCUAUUAGCCUGAUUAUUGAUGUUUUCUUUAAGACUAUUAACAUUUGUCUUCUUCGUGUCGUCUGAGAAUCAACUUUCUUGUAUCAUAAUUUGGUACCUCUAGUCUUACUGGAGAGUUUAGUCCCCAUUUUCAAUCUCUUUAUUUACUCAUUGAUGUUUGAAU
Molecule: messenger RNA, 2704 nt
Organism: Solanum verrucosum
Lineage: Eukaryota; Viridiplantae; Streptophyta; Magnoliopsida; Solanales; Solanaceae
Product: zinc finger BED domain-containing protein DAYSLEEPER-like
Exons: 2
Coding region: 207-2507 (766 amino acids)
Molecular function (GO): protein dimerization activity; DNA binding
Source: RefSeq, a predicted model, not a curated record